Lynx canadensis (Canada lynx) is the source of this 2234-nucleotide messenger RNA. It is a transcript of the gene CD276, whose product is annotated as CD276 molecule. The record is from RefSeq and is a predicted model, not a curated record. NCBI's taxonomy places the organism in Eukaryota, Metazoa, Chordata, Mammalia, Carnivora, Felidae.
AAACCGCGAGAUCAUGACCUGAGCUGAAGUCAGACACUCAACCGAGAGAAAACCACUAUUAACAUUUGAUAUACACUCUCCUUUCUGAUUAAUAAAUAUAAUAUAUACUUAUGAGAAAAUGCGGCUAGCUCAGACAGGUAUAAAGUACGUGUCAAAUUUUGAAAAGCUACCACCUCUAAUUCUUCGGGUAUGGAUGAGCCACAAGGAGUGCAACAAGGACCUGCGGCUUUCCUACUCCUAAUCCCACGCUAAUGAGAACUUGUCUUAGUUUGACCCUCUCUCCCAUUAAAAGGUAAGCUCUGUAAGGGUGUGACCUUGGUCUUCUUCUCUGUUGCAUUUCUAACCCUUAUGUUUGACAAAUAGUAGGUGCUUACUAUAUAGUCUCGCUGACUGAAUGGGGACCACAGAUAAUAAAGUUACUUGGGUCUCAGGCCUUAAAGGAGGGUUGGACUGGCCUGGGGUUAACAUGGAAGCUGGAGGAGAGCUAGGGAGGCUCCCAGUGUCCCACACCCUUCCUCAUUGCCCACCCCACUGCCCCAGGGCACUGGAGGUCCAGGUCCCCGAAGACCCCGUGGUGGCCUUGGUGGGCACCGAUGCCACCCUGCGCUGCUCCUUCUCACAGCCCGGCUUCAGCCUGGCGCAGCUCAACCUCAUCUGGCAGCUGACGGACAAACAGCUGGUGCACAGCUUCUCCGAGGGCCGGGACCAGGGCAGCGCCUAGGCCAACCGCACCGCGCUCUUCCCCGACCUGCUGGCGCAGGGCAAACGCGUCCCUAGGCUGCAGCGAGUGCGGGUGGCUGAUGAGGGCAGCUUCACCUGCUUUGUGAGCAUCCGGGACUUCGGCAGCGCUGCAGUCAGCCUGCAGGUGGCGGCUCCUUACUCGAAGCCCAGCAUGACCCUGGAGCCCAACAAGGACCUGCGGCCCGGGGACAUGGUGACCAUCACGUGCUCCAGCUACCGGGGCUACCCGGAGGCCGAGGUGUUCUGGCAGGACGGGCAGGGUGCGCCCCUGACCGGCAACGUGACCACGUCGCAGAUGGCCAAUGAGCAGGGCUUAUUCGACGUGCGGAGUGUCCUGAGGGUGGUGCUGGGCGCCAAUGGCACCUACAGUUGCCUGGUGCGCAACCCUGUGCUGCAGCAGGACGCUCAUGGCUCCGUCACCAUCACGCCCCAGAGAAGCCCCACAGGCGCCGUGGAGGUCCAGGUCCCCGAAGACCCCGUGGUGGCCCUGGUGGGCACCGAUGCCACCCUGCGCUGCUCCUUCUCACCCGAGCCCGGCUUCAGCCUGGCGCAGCUCAACCUCAUCUGGCAGCUGACGGACACCAAACAGCUGGUGCACAGCUUCUCCGAGGGCCGGGACCAGGGCAGCGCCUAUGCCAACCGCACCGCGCUCUUCCCCGACCUGCUGGCGCAGGGCAACGCGUCCCUGAUGCUGCAGCGAGUGCGGGUGGCUGAUGAGGGCAGCUUCACCUGCUUUGUGAGCAUCCGGGACUUCGGCAGCGCUGCAGUCAGCCUGCAGGUGGCGGCUCCUUACUCGAAGCCCAGCAUGACCCUGGAGCCCAACAAGGACCUGCGGCCCGGGGACAUGGUGACCAUCACGUGCUCCAGCUACCGGGGCUACCCGGAGGCCGAGGUGUUCUGGCAGGACGGGCAGGGUGCGCCCCUGACCGGCAACGUGACCACGUCGCAGAUGGCCAAUGAGCAGGGCUUAUUCGACGUGCGGAGUGUCCUGAGGGUGGUGCUGGGCGCCAAUGGCACCUACAGUUGCCUGGUGCGCAACCCUGUGCUGCAGCAGGACGCUCAUGGCUCCGUCACCAUCACAGGGCAGCCCAUGACAUUCCCUCCCGAGGCCCUGUGGGUGACUGUGGGGCUCUCUGUCUGCCUUGUCGCCCUGCUGGUGGCCCUGGCCUUCGUGUGCUGGAGAAAGAUCAAGCAGAGCUGUGAGGAGGAGAAUGCAGGUGCUGAGGACCAGGACGGGGAUGGAGAAGGAUCCAAAACAGCCCUGCGGCCUCUGAAACACUCGGAAAGCAAAGAAGAUGAUGGACAAGAAAUAGCCUGACGGCGAGCACCAGGGGGCUGCAGCCCCUGCCUGGGGGCUCCCACCUCUGGCUGCACUGGGGCCUCGGGGUGAGCCCUGCCUCCGACAGAUGCCUCCCACUCUGGCAGGUCCUGCUCACUCUCCAAAGGACAGAGAGACCACCCUGCAGCCUUAUUUCUCCGAUGGACGUGACUCC